Molecule: messenger RNA, 5363 nt
Organism: Arachis stenosperma
Lineage: Eukaryota; Viridiplantae; Streptophyta; Magnoliopsida; Fabales; Fabaceae
Product: disease resistance protein RPS2-like
Exons: 6
Coding region: 282-4085 (1267 amino acids)
Molecular function (GO): ADP binding
Source: RefSeq, a predicted model, not a curated record
UGCAGAGAAAGAGUUUCAUUAUUGCCAAAUGACAAGUGAGGACUGAGGACUGAAACGUGUUGUAAAAAGAAUUCCGAUAGAAGUUGUCGAAACAGUAAAAUAAAGAUAACGAAGUAAAAUUGUCGUUGUCAAUUCCUCGCCUACUUCAGUCUCCUACUCCUUAUGACGGUGGUCUUAGCAUUAGUGCGUGGUACCUAACUCGAGGAGCACGAGACGAUUGCAUUUUGAUACUCAGAGCAAACUAAUAGUCAAGGAAUACACAAUCAAGAAGCCUAAGACGGAUGGAUACAAUUGCUAGCAUAGCAUCAAAUGUGGCUGUACCUGUUCUAAAACAACUUACUUAUGUAUUGCUGUACAACACUUAUGUCACUAACCUUGAAAAUGAGGUCCAGAAGUUGCAGCGGGAAGAGAAAGAAGUGAGGCACACUGUUGAAGCUGCCAAAAGGAAUGGUGAGCAGGUUGAAGACACAGUGCGCGACUGGUUUACUCGUGUUCGUGCAGCAAUAGAAGAGGCUCAAGAAUUCCUUCGUCACGAAGAGCAAGAAAGAGUUGGAUGCUUAGAUAUAUAUUCUAAGUACACCUUCAGCCAGAAGGCAAGAAAUUUGGUGGAUCAUCUAUCUGAGCUCAGGCAAGAGACAUUUGACAAGGUUUCUUACCGUUGUGCUUUGAAAUGCAAUGUCAGUUCAGCUUCCAGAGGAUAUGAAGCCUUGGAAUCUAGAACUGCAAUGUUGAAUGAGAUCAUGCAGGCCUUGAAGGAUUCUGAGGCUUCCAUGAUUGGUGUGUAUGGAAUGGGUGGGGUGGGUAAGACUGCCCUGGUUAAGGAACUAGCAUGGCAAGCCGAGAACGGUGGUUCGUUUGAUGUGGUCGUUGAGGCAACUGUGACAAGUGAACCAGAUGUGAGGACUAUUAGAGCUGAAAUUGCUGAUGGUUUGGGUCUGAAAUUUGAUGAGCUGACUGAGAUGGGAAAAGCAUGCCGGUUGCGGCAAAGGAUUAGGCAAGAGCAAAGCAUUCUUGUCAUACUUGAUGAUGUUUGGGGAAAGCUUGACUUGACUGAGGUUGGUGUUCCUUCUGGUGAGGACCACAAAGGAUGCAAAUUGUUGGUGACAUCCAGAGAUCUUAAUGUGUUGAAUGCUAUGUUGGGUGCGCAGAAGGUUUUUAGACUCGAAGUUCUGUCUGAGAGUGAGAGUUGGAACUUGUUUGAAAAGAAGGGAGGGGAAGCUGCUAAGGAUGACAGCAUUCAACGGAUAGCAAAGAAAGUAGCCGAAAACUGUGCGGGUUUGCCCCUUUUGAUAGUGACGGUGGCAGAGGCAUUAAAGAAUAAGGAUUUCUAUGCUUGGAAGGAUGCAUUGGAGCAGUUAACCAAUUUUGAUCUUGAUGGAUGUUCCUAUUCCAAAGUGCAUUCUGCUGUAGAGCAAAGCUAUGAAUAUUUGGAAAGUCAUGAACUCCAAACAUUUUUCCUCCUUUUGGGUUCAUUGGGAAAUUAUUAUAGCAUCAAAGAUUUGUUAGUAUAUGGCUGGUGUUUGGGUCUGCAUAAAAAUGUUGAUUCAUUGGCAGACGGAAGAAACAGACUUUAUAAAUUGAUAGACAACCUGAGAGCAGCGAGUUUAUUGCUUGAAGGGGAAAGAUAUCAAGUUGAAGCUCUGCACAUUGUUCGCAUUGUGGCUGCCGCAAUCGCAUCCAGAACCAAACCUUUCUUUACUAUGCAGAGAAACACUGAAUUGAAAGAGUGGCCUAGAAUGGAUUUCCUUAAAACUUGUCAACAUAUUUUUUUUGAUUGGUGUUAUAUCAAUGAACUUCCAGAGAAGUUAGAAUGUCCGAUGUUGAAGAUACUGCAACUCUGUAGUCAAGGUAACUAUUUGAAACUUCCUGAGAAUUUCUUUGUUGAGAUGAGAGAAUUGAAGGUUCUAACUUUAGGAGGUCUGAAUUGUACACCAUCGCUUCCUUCGUCUCUUGGUCUCUUGACAAACCUCCAGGCAUUGAAUCUUUGUAAAUGCAUGUUGGAAGACAUAGCUGUUGUUGGAGAGCUCAAAAACUUGGAGAUUCUCAGCCUUGAAAAAUCUGAGCUUAUCGAAGAACUUCCUGCGGAAAUAGGACAAUUAAUUCAUCUAAGGUUUCUAGAUUUGACUGAUUGCUCAACACUAAGAGUUAUUCCCCACAACCUGAUAUCAAAACUAACAAGCUUGGAAGAGCUCCUUAUAGAGAACUGCAAUAUUCAAUGGGAGGUCCAGGGAUGCAAAAACCAAGGCAAUGAUUCAAGUCUAAGUGAGCUUGGGAGUUUGCAUAAACUAACAACUCUGAAUAUUCACAUCAAUGAUGCAUCAGUUUUCCCUAGAGACUUGCUUGCCCUAGGAAAAUUACAUAGUUACAAUAUUUCAAUUGGGAAUGGAUGGAAAUCGUUAGGGGUGGAGUCGGGGUUUUUCAAAGUUUCAAGAGUAUUUAAGCUUAAUCCAAGCAUGGAUCCAAGAAUACUCAUGGAUUAUGGGAUCAAAAUGCUGAUGAAUAGAGCUGAAGAUUUGCAUCUUGCUGAAUUGAAGGGUGUCAGGGAAGUACUAUAUGAAUUGAACGAUGAUGGAUUCUCGCUGUUGAAGCAUCUUAGUAUCCAAAAUUGUGAUGAUAUGCGGAGCAUUAUUGGCCCCAUCGAGUGGGCUCAUCGUGAUCAUGCCUUCCCCAACUUGGAGUCAUUGAUUCUUCACAAUCUGAGUAACCUGGAAAGGAUAUGUAGUGGCCCUCUUCCCGCACAGGCCUUUACCAAACUAAGGGUUGUCAAAAUAAAAGGCUGUGAUCAGAUCGAGUUUGUUUUCCCACACUCCAUGGUUGAACAGCUCUCUGAACUACUUGAAGUCGAAAUUUGUGAAUGCAAAUUCAUGACCAAGAUUGUGGCUGAAAAGAUAAAAGAGGAUGACAGUGAAACUGACAAGAUUCAGUUCCUUAAAAUGCGUUCUCUCACACUUGAAUGCUUACCUUCCCUCGUUAGUCUCUCUCCCGAGCCUUCUGUUAACAACAACACCAUUCAACUUUUUACUGAAAAGGUUGAAUUUCCAAAUUUAGAGAACCUGAAGUUGUGCUCAAUCAAUGUACACAAGAUAUGGGAUGACAAACUUUCAGCACAAACUAGCUUUCAAAAUUUGACAACUUUGACGGUAGAUGGUUGUGAAAGGUUGGCAUAUCUUUUUUCAUACCAUGUGGCUGCAAGACUUGUAAAGCUCCAGCAUCUUUUAAUUAAUUCAUGCAAAUUAGUAGAGCAUAUAUUUUCCCAAGAUGGAAACACAGACAACGUUCGACUUGCUAGAAAGUCUGUUCCUACUGAAAUGGGUCCAAUUUUCCCAAACUUGGAGACAAUUGUGAUCUCUGAAAUGGAAAGCUUAAAGUCAAUAUGGCCAAGUCAACUCCCUCAAAAUUCCUUUAGUAAAUUGAAAAAGAUGGAAAUCACAUAUUGUUCCAGCAUCUUGAACGUGUUCCAGUCUCAUGUACUAGACAAAUUACUAAGUCUGGACUCAUUGGAUGUAUGGUAUUGCGAUGCGCUGGAAUUCGUAUACGAAAUAGAAGGUGGAAUUAAUGAAGUGGACAUUCAGUUGAGAGCUUUAUCUUUGGGCCAUUUACCAAACUUGAAGCAUUUAAUGAAUAAGGAUCCUCAAGAGUGUUUAAGGUUUGAAAACCUAUCUAUGGUAAAGGUAACCACAUGCAAAAGCUUGAAGCAUGUGUUUCCACUUUCUAUGGCAAAAGAUCUUCUGCAACUCGGGGUCCUUGAGAUAAGCGAUUGUGGGGUCGAGGAAAUUAUAGGAAAUGAACAUGGAGGAGGGGAAGAGCAAGAGUCACCUCUUGGGCUUGUCUUCCCAAAAUUAGCCUGCAUAAAACUUUUGAAUUUGCCGGAACUUCGAUGGUUUUGUAACGAAAAUCACUACUUCAGAUUUCCAUUAUUGAAUCAAUUAUACUUGGUGGAGUGUCCAGCAAUGGAGACAUUCUCGCAUGGUAUCUUAAGGGCAUCAAUCCUCAGGAGGAUAUAUUUGAACGAGAAAGGAGAUCAAUCGCACUGGGAAGGUGACUUGAAUACUACGAUAAGGAACAUUUUCACCAAAGAGAUUUAAACCAAAGCGAUUCAUAGAUGUGUGAAGGGCUACGUCCAUCACCAGUGGCGGCCUCUCCCUUGGACGAGAAGUAACUCACACUCUACAAUCCUCAAAUUGAAUUCAAAGAGUGGGCGUUUCGAGCAGCGACGGCGGUGGCCUUUCUAGCGGCGGCAGGGCAGCAGAGGCGGGAAAGACAAGAGAGAAGGCGGUGUUUCGAGCAGCGGGAGUGGGGUCUUUUCAGCAGCAGCAGGGUAGCAGCGGCGGUAGGGGCUAGAAUGAGACUGAGAAGUGAGAGGUUAUAGAGAAAGAGGAAGGUGAGAGAUUAGAGAGAGAAAACGAUUUCGAAAUGAAUGGGAAGAGGGUUCUUGGUUCAAAUUAGGGCACGAUUACCGUCGGAUUUACUGGUGGAUUAGUCCGACGGUAACAUGGUGCGUGUAACCAAAAUGCAACGUUUCACUAAACAAGGUUCAGCGUCGGAUUUACUCGUCGAUAUAUUCGACGGUAGUCAGCGUGCCAAAAUUUCUUUAUUCCCUCCAAAUUUUACCGUCGAUGUUACCGUCAGAACAUCAACUUUGACAGUAAUAUUUUAGGGUGAAGGAUUUAUUGCCAAAUUCGACAGUACAUCCGACGGAAAACUCACCGCUAACGUCCGACGCUAAAUUUGACGGUUUUCUCGGCGUUUUUUUUUUUUGGUAGUGAGCGCCGAGUUUUUGAGAGAGAAAGAGAGUGCAUUUUUGGCAAGUUCAUACAUUUUCCAACAAGAAUUCAAGGUGUUCUUUCAUAGCUUUUGGUUGGUUCUUCAAGGAUUCAAGCCUUCCAAGUCCAAUUCCUUGUUCUUGAUUUUUUUUUUUGUUCUUCCAUACAAAUUCCAACAAAGGUAACCAUCACUCUUCACCCUUCUUUUUAGUUUUGAACCUGAGACUAAGGGGUUAUGUUGCUCUCUUCCAUGUCUAAAAAAUCACUCAUGAAGGCCUUAAGGGAGCAUGCCAAAAAGCACUCAAAAUUCAAGUUCUAAGUGGGUGAAAUUCAUCACUUUUUUAGCACCAUGAUUCGGCCAAGAGGACUUAAUUUUCAUUACUUGUCUUUUUGCUUUUGUUUAGGUGAUUCUUGGUGUAUAAAGUGUUUAAUGACUGAUUUGAACAAGAGAUAAGAGUUAGGAUUAGUUAGAUUAUAUUCAUGCUUGAUUUUGUGUGCAUGAGUCAUUUUAUGAUGAUUUUGUGCAUAAAAACUUAUUCUGAAAAUUGUAUGAUACACAGUUAUUUUUGGCUUCAUAUAUAUGUGAAAUAAAAUUUUUCA